Molecule: messenger RNA, 996 nt
Organism: Thamnophis elegans (Western terrestrial garter snake)
Lineage: Eukaryota; Metazoa; Chordata; Lepidosauria; Squamata; Natricidae
Gene: FOXC1
Product: forkhead box C1
Exons: 1
Biological process (GO): cell differentiation; anatomical structure morphogenesis; regulation of transcription by RNA polymerase II
Molecular function (GO): RNA polymerase II cis-regulatory region sequence-specific DNA binding; DNA-binding transcription factor activity, RNA polymerase II-specific
Source: RefSeq, a predicted model, not a curated record
GGCGGAGGAGGAGGCGGCCCGUCUGCGGCUGCUGCGGCUGCUGCUUGGUCCGGCUGGGCUGCUGGAAGGGAGGCCAUGCAGGCUCGCUAUUCGGUGUCCAGCCCCAACUCGCUGGGAGUGGUCCCUUACCUCGGGGGCGAGCAGAGCUACUACCGGGCGGCUGCCGGAGGAGGCUACGCGGCCAUGCCGGCCCCCAUGAGCAUGUACUCAACUCACCCGGCCGCUCAUGAGCAGUACCCGGGCGGCGGCGGCGGAGGCGGCGGGGGCCCCGGAGGCAUCGGCCGGCCCUACGGCCCGUACCCACCGCAGCCGCAGCCCAAGGACCUGGUCAAGCCGCCCUACAGCUACAUCGCGCUGAUCACCAUGGCCAUCCAGAACGCGCCCGAGAAGAAGAUCACGCUCAACGGCAUCUACCAGUUCAUCAUGGAGCGCUUCCCCUUCUACCGGGACAACAAGCAGGGCUGGCAGAACUCCAUCCGGCACAACCUCUCGCUCAACGAGUGCUUCGUCAAGGUGCCCCGCGACGACAAGAAGCCGGGCAAGGGCAGCUACUGGACGCUCGACCCGGAUUCCUACAACAUGUUCGAGAACGGCUCUUUCCUCCGCCGCCGCCGCCGCUUCAAGAAGAAAGACGCCGUCAAGGACAAGGAGGAGAAGGAGCGGCUCCAGCUGAAGGAGCCGCCGAGGCACCAGCCGCCAGAGGGAGGCCAGCAACCGCAGCAGCAGCAGCAGCAGCAGCCGCCUCCCCCCGUCCGGCUCCAGGACAUCAAGACGGAGAACGGCUCGGCGUCCCCCCCGCAAGCCUUGUCCCCGCUGGGAGGAGCGCCGGUGCCCAAGAUCGAAAGCCCCGGGAGCUCCAGCACCAGCAGCCUCUCCAGCGGAGGAGGAGGAGGAGGAGGAGGAGGAGGGGGCAGCCCGCGCGGGGGGGGCCCGAGCGCUGGGCUUGGACCCCAGCGGAGCAGCCGAGCCCCAGCCGCAGAGCCAGCACCACCCCCA